AUGAUCCCUCUGCUGUACUGUUCAGGGCUUUGCGCGUGUUGCGAUAUUCGGCCCGACCACGAUUAUGACAAAUGUCCCAAGUGCGACGUUGCCAUCUAUUGCGAUGAAGAAGCAAUAGAGGAAGACAAGAAGGACCACGAGGCUGAGUGCGCAAAGAUUUGUAGCACUAUUAAGUGGUACCACGAGAUGUUCCAAGGGGGGCUGAGAAAGCUGGUACUUGAAGAAAUCGGCAUGCUUUCGCGUCAUCGGGUUAUGCAUGGGUACAAUAUACCUGUAACCGAGUAUGUGUUCGCGUACUUUUGCCAGAAGCACCUUCCCCUCACAGAGAUGUGUAUGGUCGAACUGCGUAAGGAAUUACUUCUCUUCCGAGAAUUGCUCCGCUUGCAUAUGGUGUUCCCAAAGGUUGCCCAACACCAAAUCCCAACAAUCCUUCUUCAGUUGCGUCAAGAUGAGAUGUGUUACGAUUUUAUACGGCAGGGUAUUCGAUGGGAGCCUGAGAGAAGCAUCUCCAAGGUCCUCAAAUGUGGUCUGGCAUAUCGUGACCCAAAGGGAAAUGACCCGUUCUACGAUGAGACCUUCUUCUGCAAGGACUUCAUAGAUCUCGAAGACAUUGGUGAGACACUUGUUCGGUGCGUGGGAGUGGCCUUCAUCAAGGUGAAAAUACUGCUGGACCUGGAGACGCUGGAGGCUGCCACCUACACGGUUGGAUCGUUGGUUCCGAGAGAGACCCUGAUCCAAAUCAAGGGCUUCGCCGCAACCAAUUGGUACGUGGAAAGGAGCCAACAUCUGAUUGAGGAAGACCGUCCUACAAAGGCACGUGAGGUGCUCAUGAAGCAGAUCGGGAUGCUGUUUACGCUAGUGAAUCGACUAGAUUGCAACCUUUGGCCGAAUCUGAUUUUCGAGGCCCCGGUGCCCUCUGGAAAAGAGAGCAAAACUUUACGCCAGGUCGUGCACAACGUUGCACGUCUCUGGGUUUGUCACCCUCGAGCUUUGCAGUUUAUGGCUGCCAUGAUGCGCCGCCAUUAUCGCGACAACCUCGAAGGAUGGCAGGUCAGAACAGGACCUCCUCCAUUCUGCUUUGAAAACAGUGGCCGUGAAAUCUUUGCAGACCUAAUCUAUGGCCAAUUUCUGGUUUAA
Aspergillus melleus is the source of this 1137-nucleotide messenger RNA. RefSeq lists its product as uncharacterized. Lineage: Eukaryota; Fungi; Ascomycota; Eurotiomycetes; Eurotiales; Aspergillaceae. The transcript has a single exon. Bases 1 to 1137 code for a protein of 378 amino acids. The record is from RefSeq and is a predicted model, not a curated record.